AAGUAAUAAAGAGAAUAAAUGAACACAAAUUAUUUUCCAAACCCUAAUAGUAGACCACUAAACCACAAAAUCCAACGGUCAAGUUCACACGACUAUCACGAUUCACGAUUCUAGAACGAAAAGUGGACCCCACCAAAAACCAACAUCAUCUUGUCCGUUGAAAAUAGGCGGGAAAAUUCACAAAUCCAACGGUCCAGAUACGAGACUCAACACCCUAAAAAGCUGCUAUCUUUUCAAUCCUAUUUAGCAGCAGAUUUGCCCAAGAAGAAGAAUAAGAAGAAAAAAGGAACCAUUUUUCUCUGUUUCAUUUCCAAAAAAUGGCACCAAAAAGACCACCAACAAACGCCGGCGACUCUUCCGCCGCCGCCGCCGACAGUGGCAGAGUUACCCGGAGCUCCACCCGCCUAGCCACCGCCGUCGCUCCGCCUGCUGAAGACCCUGCAGCACCAAACAAAAAGAAGGCCAAAACCACCACCACCACCUCCUCCUCCUCCGCCGCCGCCGUCGCUCCGCCUGCUGAAAAUCCUGCAUCACCAAAGAAAAAAAAGGCCAAAACCACCACCACCUCCUCCUCCGCCGCCGUAGCUCCGCCUGCUGAAGACCCAGCAGCACAAAAGAAAAGGAAGGCCAAAACCACCACCACCACCUCCGCCGCCGCCGAGAAACCCCAGCCGCCCGCGGCGGAUCUCGGUGGUUCCAAGAAAAUCAUAAUCGAACACUGCAAACAAUGCAACGCAUUCAAGACAAGGGCUAUUCAGGUAAAAACCGCGUUGGAGGAGGGUAUUCCGGGAAUCGAAGUUUCGCUAAACCCCGAAAAACCCAGGAGGGGCUGCUUCGAAAUCCGCGAGGAAGGCGGCGAGGUUUUCAUCAGCCUGCUCGAUAUGAAGAGGCCCUUUCCCCCAUUGAAGAAACUCGACAUGGACGAGGUCAUUUCCGACAUUCUUGAAAAGAUUCGAUGAUUCUAAGGUUGUCCGAACAACUCCGAUGCUUUCUUUAGUUAAUUUUAUUUCUAUUUUUUGUUGUAGUAAAAAAAACUAUGGUGGUUGCAAUUUGUAUGCUAUGUUUUUGUGUUGUGCCUGCAUCUUAUUCUUGGAUCGAGUAAUUUGAUUUUCAAUGGGCAAAGGUAAUUUUCCCCGA
Messenger RNA from Erythranthe guttata (spotted monkey flower), 1137 nucleotides. RefSeq lists its product as uncharacterized. NCBI's taxonomy places the organism in Eukaryota, Viridiplantae, Streptophyta, Magnoliopsida, Lamiales, Phrymaceae. The record is from RefSeq and is a predicted model, not a curated record. Gene Ontology annotation, cellular component: Golgi apparatus.